This is a messenger RNA of Candidula unifasciata, 195 nucleotides long. Lineage: Eukaryota; Metazoa; Mollusca; Gastropoda; Stylommatophora; Geomitridae. The record is from the annotation of a GenBank genome assembly.
AUGUGCUGUUGGUGGUCAGUGACUGGAUCCUCACUAAUGUGCUGUUGGUGGUCAGUGACUGGAUCCUCACUAAUGUGCUGUUGGUGGUCAGUGACUGGAUCCUCACUAAUGUGCUGUUGGUGGUCAGUGACUGGAUCCUCACUAAUGUGCUGUUGGUGGUCAGUGACUGGAUCCUCACUAAUGUGCUGUUGGUAG